GCUGAUGAAUUGCGUAUUAGAGACAGCGGAUUUCUGUAUAAUUAUAAUCAAGUCCACGGCGGCGGCGGCGGAAGUGGGUCGGCCGGGACAUCCUCAAUUUUGCAAUAUUCUUAUAGAAAUUCGGAGAAUUCCCACGGCGGCCAGAUUAAUCACGUUGGAUUUGGGUCGUCUUUGGGCGUGGUAAACGUAUUGAGGAACUCCAAAUUUGCGAAACCCGCACAAGAAUUGCUUGAAGAAUUCUGUAGCGUUGGAAGGGUUCAGUUGAAGAAGAGCAAAUUCGGCAGUGCAAAGCAAAACCCUGACCCUGAAACUGCCGCCACCGGCGCCUCUUCAUCGUCGAAGGACCAACCUCCCCCCUUAUCAGCUGCUGACAGAAUUGAGCAUCAACGGAGGAAGGUCAAACUAUUGUCCAUGCUUGAUGAGGUUGAGCGGAGAUACAACCUAUACCGGGAGCAAAUGGCGAUGGUGGUGAACUCGUUCGACGUGGUGAUGGGGACGGGGGCAGCGGGGCCAUACACGACGCUGACGCAGAAGGCGAUGUCGCGGCACUUCCGAUGCCUGAAGGAGGCCAUAGCGGGGCAACUGAGGCAGAGCUACGAGGCGCUUGGGGAGAAGGGCGGGAGCGGGGGGCCCGGGAUUACCAAGGGGGAGACGCCGCGCCUCAAGAUCCUGGAGCAGACUCUCCGCCAGCAGAGGGCCUUCCACCAGAUGGGGAUGAUGGAGCAGGAGGCCUGGAGGCCGCAGCGUGGCCUCCCCGAACGAUCCGUCAACAUUUUAAGGGCUUGGCUCUUCGAGCAUUUUCUUCACCCGUACCCCAGCGACGCAGACAAGCUUCUGUUAGCUCGACAGACUGGUUUGUCCAGAAAUCAGGUUUCGAAUUGGUUCAUUAAUGCGAGAGUUCGGCUGUGGAAACCGAUGGUGGAAGAAAUGUACCAACUUGAAGGCAAAGUAGAAGCAGAUUCAGAAGACGAUAGUACUACACAACCUAAUAAAAUCAAUAACAACAAAACCCAAAACACUGCACAAAAUCCAACGCCCACCACCGCCGCCACCGGCGCUCCACCACCACCGUCAACCGCCGACCAAGGCACGGCGGCGACGGAGAUGUACUCGGAGCUGCACGAUAUGUGGCGCCAUGGAAGCAUGGUGGCAGAAAAUUAUGGGACCAUCACUGGAGAUCAUGUAGCAGCAGCAGCGGCUGACAUGAAUGGGCCAACACUUAUAAGGUUCGGGACCAGCGGUACGGCGUCUGGAGACGUGUCCCUCACUUUAGGGCUCCGCCACGCCGGAAACGCGCCGGCCGAUAACCCGCCUUUCUCCGUCAGGAACUUUGGACACUCUUGAAAAAAGCUUCCCUUUUUCUUCCCCUUCCCCAUAUCAAGAUCAACGCGGUACGAAUAAUCAAUCAACAAAAUCGAAUCAGCCCUUUUGUCAUUUUUGUUUUUGGAUAGAAAAUUAAUUAAUAUAUCAUGGUCGAAUCCCAGUACGUAGCACUAGCAGCAAAUUUAUGUGUAAUUAGGGCUAGUUCUUUGUUGGGGUUGAUUAAAUUAUUGUUAAUUGUAUAGUAGGGUUUUGUUGAAUUCUUUUAGUUAUGUACUUAUCUCUAGCUAUGAAUGGCUUUAUUGUUCUCUAAAUGUUGGAAAAAUUAUUUGGGGAGUUUGUAGAAUAAUGUAAUUAUAUGUAUCAAAACCAUUUUGCGGAGCUGUAAGAAAGAACAAAAAGAGAUCAUUAUGUGUGUAA
This is a messenger RNA of Momordica charantia (bitter melon), 1740 nucleotides long. The record is from RefSeq and is a predicted model, not a curated record. NCBI's taxonomy places the organism in Eukaryota, Viridiplantae, Streptophyta, Magnoliopsida, Cucurbitales, Cucurbitaceae.